Salvia miltiorrhiza (redroot sage) is the source of this 3620-nucleotide messenger RNA. Its product is annotated as pentatricopeptide repeat-containing protein At2g17140. Bases 205 to 2922 code for a protein of 905 amino acids. Gene Ontology annotation, molecular function: protein binding. NCBI's taxonomy places the organism in Eukaryota, Viridiplantae, Streptophyta, Magnoliopsida, Lamiales, Lamiaceae. The transcript has 2 exons. The record is from RefSeq and is a predicted model, not a curated record.
UUAGAAAGGCCUUAAACCGAAAAAACAAUAAGAAAAAUGAAACUAGAGAUUGAACCGUCGCGGUGAGAUAUGGGCGUCGGAACUUCAACAGCGACGAUUGCCGGCGAGAGAAAGAGAGAUGAGAAAUUAUGAAAUUGGAUUAUUGCAGUGGCUAAAUAAAAAUAGUGUGAGUGCACUGCAGGCGGCACUUGAGCGAGUCGAGCAAUGGAACAAGCGAAAAUGGUGGCCAAAGCUGUGCUCCGAAACUCCGACAAUCCGCAGCUGGCAUGGCUUCUCUUCAAGCGCACCCUCGCCAGCAAUAUUAAAGAUUGCUCCUUUUCCCAGCACACACUCUCUCUCAUCGUCCCCAUUCUCAUCCGCGCCCACAUGUUCUCUCAAGUCGACUAUCUCCACCGCCAUCUCCUCCUCUUCCCCACGCCGCCGCAUCAUGCUUUGUAUUCCUUCGUCAAGAUGUUGGCCGAGGCUGGCCGUGUUCAGCAGGCCUUUUCUCAGUUUCAGUCUCUUCGGGCCCGUUUGGCCCGAGCACCGCCCUCCAUUCUCCUCUACAAUUUGUUAAUUCGAGCUUCGAUUAAACAAAAUUGCCCUAAUUACGUAUCCUGGCUCUAUAAAGAUAUAAUCUUUUCCAAGGUCAAGCUCCAAACUUAUACUUUUAAUCUCUUGAUUGGAACCUUGUGCGACGCGGGUCGUUUGGAGGAUGCCCGCCACUUGUUUGAUAGAAUGCCGGAUAGAGAUUGUCAGCCUAAUGAGUACACUUUCGGAAUUUUGGCACGUGGGUAUUGUCGAGAUGGGCUCGUUGAUAAAGGUUUGGAGCUUCUGGAUUUGAUGAAGACGAUGGCUUUGGUCCCCACUGCAGUGAUAUACAAUACGUUCAUUUCAGGGUUUUGUAAAGAGGGUAAAGAUGAUGAAGCUGAGAGAUUGGUGGAGAGGAUGAAAGAGGAUGGCUUGUCUCCAAAUGUUGUUACCUUUAACACUAGGAUAUCUGCUCUCUGCAAAGCUGGGAAGAUUUUGGAGGCGUCUAGGAUAUUCAGGGAUAUGCAGACGAGCGAGUUGGGAUUGCCAAUGCCUAAUGCUGUGACAUAUAACUUGAUGUUGGAUGGCUUUUACAGGGAAGGGAUGUCAGCAGAAGCAGAAGCUCUAGUUAUAUCUAUGAAAAGAGAUGCUAUUUUCUCGAGCGUGGAGAGUUAUAACAUAUGGCUGUUGGGUUUGGUGAGAACUAGCAAACUGUUUGAGGCUCAAGCAGUUCUUAAAGGGAUGGUUAAUGAUGGAGUGCAACCAAAUGCAUACUCAUACAACAUUUUAAUUAACGGCUUAUGUAAAAAUGGCAUGCUUGCAGAUGCAAGGAGAGUUGUUAGUUUGAUGAUAACUGGAGGAGUUUCCCCUGAUGUAACUACUUAUAGCGCGUUGCUCCAGGGGUAUUGCAGGAAAGGAAGGAACGUUGAGGCCAAUAAAAUUCUAAAUGAGAUGAUUAGAGCUGGAUGUUCCCCAAAUGCUUACACUUACAAUAUACUGCUACACAGCCUGUGGAGAGAAGGUAGAACAGCAGAAGCGGAGAGGUUAAUGCAGAAGAUGAAUGAACGAGGCGAUGGAUUGGAUACUGUGAGCUGCAAUAUUGUGAUUGAUGGUUUGUGUAGAAGUGGAAAUGUUGAUAAAGCAGUUGAAAUUGCGAGUGAGAUGUGGACUCAUGGAAGUGCUGCUCUUGGUAACUUAGGAAACUCAUACAUAGGCCUAGUAGAUGAAAAUAGGAAGAAAUGCUUGCCUGACUUGAUUACAUAUUCGACAAUCAUAAAAGGAUUGUGCAGGGAUGGACGGCUAGAGGAAGCUAAAAAGAAGUUUACAGAGAUGUUGGGGAGAAACUUGUAUCCCGAUUCAACUGUCUAUGAUAUUUUCCUAUAUAACUUGUGUAAGAGAGGCAAGAUAUCAUCUGCAUUUCAGGUUCUCAAAGACAUGGAGAGAAAAGGUUGCAACAAGACAUUGCGCACUUACAAUUGCCUAAUAUUUGGGCUUGGUGUUGCAAAUCAAAUAUAUGAGAUGUUUGGCCAGUUGGAUGAGAUGAAGGAGAGAGGUGUUUCUCCAAAUGUUAGCACUUACAAUAUUAUUCUUAAUUCUCUAUGCGAGGGACAAAGAAGCGAAGAAGCUGCUUUCAUUUUAGAUGAGAUGCUGCAGAAAGGAGUAACACCUAAUUUGAAUUCUUACAAAUCGUUAAUCAAAACCUUCUGCAGGACUGGGGAGUUCAGACCAGCACAAGAUGUGUUUGAGAUUGCAAUCAGUGUGUGUGGUCACAAGGAAGUACUUUAUACUUUGAUGUUCAAUGAGUUGCUUCUUGGAGGGGAAAUCUUGGAAGCUAAGCAAUUAUUUGAGGCUGCAAUAGAAAGAUGCUUUGACUUGGGCAGUUUUUCUUACAAAGAUCUCAUUGACAAACUAUGCGUCAAUGAGAAGUUUGAUCAUGCUCAUGAUAUUCUUAAGAAAAUGGUGCAGCGUGGUUGUAGAUUUGAUCCUGCAUUGUUCAUGCCUGUGAUUGAUUAUUUACUCAGCAAGGGAAAUAAACAUGAGGUUAAUGAACUGACAGAAAGAAUGCUUGCAAUGGGUUCCAACGUUGAGGUUAAAACUAUGGUUCACAAAGAUGACAAACAGUUAAAUCAUGGCAGACAACAUAAAGACAGUGGCAGUGAUUGGCAAACUAUUCUGCACAGGUAUGAAUGUCAAACUGGCAUUGUAACUUCUUUGUAUACUCUUCUCUGGAAUUCCUGUUUAUUGAAGUACUUGGCUCUUGGGGUGUCACUUACUGUUUUUCAUAUUUUCUAUUUUCGCACGCAUUUCACUUACUGUUUACAUUCAGUAUCUGUUACAUUUUCUAGUGGCAUCUCAACGUCAUUUUUCUACCCGGUCUUUUUGACAGAGAUGAUGGAAGUACUAUGGCGUUGAAAACUUUGAAGCGGGUGCAGAAAGGCUGGGGUCACAGUAACUUAUCACUAGCCCAGAAGAAUGGCUUCCUCGAUGAUUUGAAUGCUCCUUUUUAAAUGUCUUGAUACUUGAGGUCCAUUGUUAUUUAUCUCGGCUGAACCACAAUCAAGCAUAGAGAUGAUCACCAUACAUCUCUCCUCAAUUGGCUCUGCUUGCGGCUCUAACCAGUGCGUGUUAAUAGUCAAAGACCAUUGUCUGGAACAGGACAAUCAUUUUCAGGUGAUAACCCACAAUGGUGUUUUAAGGAAGAUGAUAAAUGUCUCAAGUCUCAACAAAUGCCUUGAGAUUCAUUUGAGGAAACAUUUGCAAAUUUUGAUAUUGUUCGGGCAAAGCUUGAGACGGAGCUGAGAGAGCCAUCUAUGCAUCAAGCAAGCUUCAUCGUCAGAAGAUCUCCUUCGCCAGUAUGUCAGUAGGAAGGUAUACUCGUUGUUUGGAAUGGAACCCCGCUGUUGUCCUUAUCUGCUUGGAAGGUUCAGCACGAUUACUAUUCUUCUAUCCUUUCCGUAGCUGUAAAAAAGUAAAGAGAUGUUGACAGUUUGAUGAUGUUUCCUUCCAGUUGCAUUUUUACCAGGAUGGAUCUAAUUAGGAAAAAAAAGCAAGAAUUCCUAAUAUAUACCAGAUUUUUGUUUCUAUAUUUGAUAGCAAAGUUGGCCUAUCUA